Molecule: messenger RNA, 834 nt
Organism: Cordyceps fumosorosea ARSEF 2679
Lineage: Eukaryota; Fungi; Ascomycota; Sordariomycetes; Hypocreales; Cordycipitaceae
Product: Maf-like protein
Exons: 2
Coding region: 1-834 (277 amino acids)
Molecular function (GO): nucleoside triphosphate diphosphatase activity
Source: RefSeq, a predicted model, not a curated record
AUGGCGGACUCAGAUACACCGAAAGGCCCACCUCCUGGCUACGAUGAAGCCGCCUCGGAGAACACCGCUGCUACGCGCCCUCCCCCUCCAGCAGGCCUGCGUCGGGGCCCUGCGCCGCUCGACAUUCCCAUCAUCAAACACCUCAACUCGAAGCGAGUCAUCCUGGCCUCAGCAUCGCCCCGCAGGAAGGCUCUUCUGCAGCAGGUUGGCAUGAGAAAUCUCGAAAUCACACCCUCCACCAUCCCGGAAGACCUGGACAAGUCGAUAUACGGCCCAUGGGAGUACGUUUCCGAAACUGGCCGUCGUAAAGGCCUCAACGUCUAUCAAAAAUCGCUCGAGACGCAUCUCAACUCCAUACCCGACCCUGACCUCGUCAUCUCCGCCGAUACCGUCAUCGUCACCCGCGAGGGCCGCAUCCUGGAGAAGCCGCGAAGCGAAGCCGACCACAUUGCCAUGCUCAAGCUGCUGCGCGACUCUCGGAUGCAUCGCGUCUUGACCUCGGUGACUGCAAUUGCGCCCCGAGAAGAUGCGCGCCACCCGGGCUACGACAUGGCGACACAAACGGUGGAGACCAAGGUCUACUUUUACAGCGAGGAGGACGGUCUGCCGGAUGAUGUCAUCGAGGCAUACGUCAAGACGCGUGAAGGUGUUGAUAAGGCUGGCGGGUAUGGUAUUCAGGGUAUCGCCGGGCUGCUCCUCAUUGAGAAGAUCGAGGGCAGUAUGGACAAUGUCAUUGGCCUGCCCGUGCAGAAGACAUUGCAACUGGCGGAAAAGGUCAUUUUCCGCCAGGAUGAAGUAGACUUUGAGGGUGAAGAAGCAGAGUCGGAUGGGUGA